AUGACACAAGAACCUAUAUUUGCACUCAUCACCGGCUGUAGCAGCGGGAUCGGAAGAGAGCUCGCAAUAGCCUUUGCGGCCAAAGGAGUGAAAGUGCUUGCUACGGCACGACUUACCGAAUCUCUGAGCGAUUUAACGAACCGCUACAAUAAUAUUGAAAGCUUUCCCCUCAACCUCGAUAAUCCAGACAGCAUUGACAAGUUAAGAGAUGCCGUACUGAAGCGCACAGGCGGCCGUCUUACUUUCUUGGUUAAUAAUGCCGGGACGCACUACGCAUCAACCGCAAUGGACCUGGAUAUCGAUGAGGUCGUGAAACUAUUCCAAGUCAACGUCUUUGCCGUCAUGCGUCUGUGUCAGAUCUUCACGCCACUCCUCUGUCAGGCAUCUCGUGCGCGAAUCGUGCAGAUUGGCAGUGUGACACGGAGUAUACCGGUUGUAUGGCAAGGGCCGUACAAUGCUUCCAAGGCAGCUCUUAGCCAAUAUUCUAAGACUCUUCGAUUAGAGCUGAUGCCACUAGGAAUUGAAGUGGUUGAGAUUGUGACUGGGUUCGUGCAAAGCAACAUCCUACAUCAUGGAUUACACGCUCCAGAGCAGUCAGUCUACCUCCCAAUCAAAACAACGGUUGAAAAUAUCAAGUAUCAAGGGAAUAAGAAUGGCAUGUUGCCACAAGCAUAUGCUACGUCUGUGGUCGCGAAGCUCAUGCAAUCACGAGUCAGCCCCGAGAUUUGGGAAGGAGCUUUGGCGAGAACUCUACGACUGAUUUCUACGCUCCUUCCAUUGCGGAUAUUG
Messenger RNA from Penicillium macrosclerotiorum, 789 nucleotides. Its product is annotated as SDR family oxidoreductase. Gene Ontology annotation, biological process: triglyceride catabolic process; phosphatidic acid biosynthetic process. The annotation marks the transcript as partial. NCBI's taxonomy places the organism in Eukaryota, Fungi, Ascomycota, Eurotiomycetes, Eurotiales, Aspergillaceae. Gene Ontology annotation, cellular component: lipid droplet; endoplasmic reticulum. Gene Ontology annotation, molecular function: triacylglycerol lipase activity; acylglycerone-phosphate reductase (NADP+) activity. The transcript has 2 exons. The record is from RefSeq and is a predicted model, not a curated record.